Neltuma alba is the source of this 1697-nucleotide messenger RNA. Its product is annotated as hydroquinone glucosyltransferase-like. Bases 64 to 1488 code for a protein of 474 amino acids. Gene Ontology annotation, molecular function: UDP-glycosyltransferase activity. Lineage: Eukaryota; Viridiplantae; Streptophyta; Magnoliopsida; Fabales; Fabaceae. The record is from RefSeq and is a predicted model, not a curated record. The transcript has 2 exons.
CCUAUAAAAAGCUCUCAAUAAAAAUCCAUCGCCAGUUUCCCAAGCUUCCAAUAUCACUCUUCCAUGGAGAGAAAGAAGCCUUGCAUAGCCAUGGUUCCGGCUCCAGGCUUUAGCCAUCUCCUUCCACUUAUUGAAUUCUCAAAACGACUCGCCGUUCAUCAACCUCACUUCCACUUCAUCUUCUUCAUCCCUACACUUGGCCCACCUUCUCCAAUUACGAUUUCCAUCUUGGAAUCUGCCCCGCCACACAUGGACUUCACUAUUCUUCCUCAAGUCAACGUGGAAGACCUCAAAGAUGAAGACACACCAACACAAAUUUACAACACUUUGACACUCUCUCUUCCAUCUCUUCGUCAUGCUUUGAGCUCAUUUGAUUCUCCAACUUAUCACCUUGUUGCUAUGGUUGUUGAUUUCUUCUCAAUGGAUGCAAUAGACAUAGCGAAAGAACUCAAACUCAAGUCAUAUGUUUUAUAUCCUUCCUCAACGACUUCACUAUGUUUGUGCCUCCAUUUUCCAGAGCUUGAUGAGGAUCAUGAGAUGGUUCCUACCGGGUUCCGAGACUUGUCCCAACCCUUGAAACUCCCAGGUUGCAUAAGCUUUCAAGGAAAGGAUCUCCCAGAUCCAUUCCUAGAAAGAUCGAGUGGAGGCUACAAAACAAUUGUUCAAGCAUGCAAACAACUUCGUUUAACAGAUGGUAUCCUAGCGAACAGCUUCGUAGAUCUGGAACGAGAGGUAGCACUAGCUCUACAGGAAAGUGAUAACCAUCCUUUGGUUUAUCAUGUAGGGCCUAUUAUACAGACAAUGUCGACAAGCAUAGAUGAGUCCAAUUCAAAGUGUUUAACAUGGUUGGGAAAUCAACCACGAAACUCAGUUCUAUACGUCUCUUUUGGGAGCGGCGGAACAUUAUCACAAGAGCAGCUUGAUGAGCUAGCCUUUGGGUUAGAGAUGAGUGGCCAUAAGUUCUUGUGGGUCUUGAGGGCUCCCAGUGGAGUGGCCAAUUCGGCUUAUUUGAGCGCACAAAAGGAGGACCCCCUCGACUUCUUGCCCAAAGGGUUUCUAGAGAGAACCAAAGGUCAAGGCUUUGUGGUCCCAUCAUGGGCCCCACAGGUAGAAGUUUUGAAACAUGAAUCUACUGGUGGAUUUUUGACUCAUUGUGGUUGGAACUCAACGCUUGAGGCUAUCGUUUACGGCAAGCCAACGAUAGUGUGGCCAUUAUUUGCAGAGCAAAGGAUGAAUGCUGUGAUGCUAACAGAACAAUUUAAAGUUGCAGUGAGGCCGAAAGGUGAUGAGAAUAAGAAUGGGAUUGUAAUGAGAGAGGAAGUUGCUAGAGUUGUGAAAAUGUUAAUGGAAGGUGAUGAAGGCAGAGAACUUCAAACAAAAAUUCAAGUGUUUAAAGAUGCUGCUGCUAAAGCUCUAAGCGAAGAUGGUUCUUCUACGAGGACGCUAUCUCAUUUAGCACAAGAAUGGACAAAUUUCAUUGGCAAGUAGAAAAUUUUAUGACUUCAACUUAUUGGCAAUAGUUUUAAUGAUCAUUUGGAUGCCUUUCAUUGUGUCAACCUAUUGAUGUUGUUGCAUAUCUCUUGACGAGCUGCUUUUCCAGUGUUGCCCUCAGUUUCGUGUCUCUGAAAUCCAUAUAAAUGGUGUGUAUUUCCUUGUGAGUUGAAAAUAAAUGUAUCUAUAAUUCGUGUCCAUAUGUU